Galleria mellonella (greater wax moth) is the source of this 1024-nucleotide messenger RNA. RefSeq names its product histidine-rich glycoprotein-like. The coding region runs from base 6 to 947 and encodes 313 amino acids. Gene Ontology annotation, cellular component: extracellular matrix. NCBI's taxonomy places the organism in Eukaryota, Metazoa, Arthropoda, Insecta, Lepidoptera, Pyralidae. The record is from RefSeq and is a predicted model, not a curated record. The transcript has 9 exons.
CUCAAAUGUGGUCACUUAAGAAUAAGCGUGUUAGGGUGCUGUGUAUGGUUGCCCUAGUGGCUUCAGUGGCAGCUCAAUAUGGCCACGAGCAUGGCCACGGUCACGCCUACUCAUCCCAGCAUAUUUCGCGACAUGAUGGUCCUGCGCACGUUGUGCAUGUGCAAGGUCACGGCGGACACGGCCAUGGCCAUGGUCAUGAGGACCAUAUUGACUACUACGCCUACCCAAAAUACGAAUUUGAAUACAAAGUAGAAGAUCCCCAUACUGGUGACAAGAAGAGUCAACACGAAGUCCGCGAUGGAGAUCAUGUGAAGGGAUUUUACUCUCUACACGAGCCUGAUGGUUCUGUCCGACACGUAGAAUACCAUGGAGAUAAGCACAGCGGUUUCCACGCCACCGUGAAACAUAGCACCCACCACAUAGUUCCUAUUUUCGCUUCAGUUACUUUGGAGUUAAAGAAGGAGUGUUCACCAUUGGAUUUGUUAUUAGCACGCCAACUAAACAAUAACAAAAAAAUGUUCUCUAAGGUCCUGUGCCUUGUCGCCGUCGUCAGCGUAGUGGCCGCACAGUACGGCCACGGUCACGGUCACGGUCACGCGUACUCAUCUCAACACAUCUCGCGGCACGAUGGGCCCGCACAUGUUGUGCACGUCCACGGUCAUGGUCAUGACCAUGGUCACGGUCACGGUCAUCAUGACCACGUCGAUUACUACGCUUACCCCAAAUACGACUUCGAGUACAAAGUAUCGGACCCUCACACCGGCGACCACAAGAGCCAGCACGAGUCCCGCGAUGGUGACCACGUGACUGGUUACUACUCGCUCCACGAGCCCGAUGGCUCUGAGAGAAUCGUCCACUACCACGGUGAUAAGCACAGCGGUUUCCACGCGACCGUCAAACACGAAACUCAUCACAUUGUGCCCCAUCAUCAUCACCAUCAUUACUAAGCCUGGAAAUGGGUUUUAGACCUGAGCUUCACUGUGAUCUUAAUAAUAAUUUGUUGAAUGAUUUUUUAAUCUAUUUU